AUGAUACCCAUGUAUGUAGUCUAGACUUAACGUGUGUACCGUUUACGAUCUCGCGUCGAUCGUGUUACUAUGAUGGCGUCCCGAGUUUACCCACGCAACAUUGAGCACGUACCCUGUGCUUUUGCUUCAUGUCACUCCUAUCGCUCCAGCGGGACGCGUCUUUAACCUCGAAGUUCAUCUCAACAUACACAAAGCUAUUCAGCGGCCUCACGCCAGAGCAAAUCGCUCCGAACCAGGAUGAUGCGAAGUUUUGGUCCAGCCUCCUCGAGCUAGGCGUGGAUGCGGACUUUCUCAUCCUUAAGCUGAACGAGGUCAACAAGGAGGACUGUCUAGGAGCUCUGAAGCCGAUCCUGAAUCGUCUUGUCCUCGCCUGCAUAAGACAUGCGCGGACAGGUGCAGACAAUGACGCGAAAAAGACGCACGCGGUGGAGACGCUUUCGAUAUUGAGCCGAUGCAUAUUGAGGAAGAACCUCGCGGGGUGGGAGGUCAUGGAGAUAUUUGCGGGUGGGGUGAACGAGAGUGACAAAGUGUUCGACGAGCUGACGUCUAUGAUUGACGAGAUUAUGGGAGAUGGCUUUGCUCCGGUCAGUCUCAAACAUCAGGUUUUACAGCUGGCUGUCAUAUUCGUGUCUGGAAUCAGCCAGCUCAGCCCAGGAGCUUACUUCCUUCGACGCGACCUCUUCCCCUGCAUCGUAACUAUCAUAACCUCCCAAGAAACCGAGCAGUACACCUUCGAGGCAGCGCUGCUCCUCUCUCUCCUCGCCAACUUCCACAAGUCGGACGCGGCGAAACUCAACCCGUACCUGCGAUGCAUCAGAGAGACCGACAACCACGAGCUGAUGCACAAGAUCUGCUGGGCGUCCAACUUUGCGGCUGAUGCUGUGGUGAAGACAUACCAGUCAAUUUCAGACGAUUCGCCUCCUACGUUACAGUCGACGUUUGGCUCGUGGCUAUAUGCGUUACGACCAGACAGGGCACUGGCAGCUACACCAGUCGAUCCUCCCAAGGAGCUGUUCAAGGACCAACCGAUCGAAGCAUGCGUCAUCCUCCUCCCCAUCUUCGAGUUCUUGAGCGUCAACAGCACCUUCCACACUGUCUUCACCGAGCCACUCCGGAACGAAUCUCUGGAAGAGCAUUCCAGCGCUGGCACGAAGGUCGCUCCCCUGCCGUACACGCUGCUCACUCUGUUCUCGUAUUUGCUGACACAUGCAUCGUCGACACACUCUUCUCGCGCCAUUGCCUAUGCAAAUCUCGCGUUGAGCAUCUUACUCGUUAUGGCGGAGAGCCGGGUGGUAUUGCAGACACUUUGCGAGGCGAAGGAGGCCGAUGUCAGGUUGUGUCAGCAGAGAUUACCGCUAUUACCGGCCACGCCCCCUCGAGCGCCCAUUUGUGCCUUGCUGGAUUGUUGUGUGCUUUGGCUUCGACAUAACCUGCAUAAACGGCUGGAAGUGUAUGCCUACGUCAAGUGCGUCAGAAUAUGCCAUCGUGUACUAUGGUAUCUGCAGAACCAGCGCACCCGACUUGAGUAUCACUGGCAGGAGCUGUGGAAGGCCCUCGUCGGGCUGCUGGACUUCUUGGCGAACAAGCUGGACAGCCUGAUAACAACCGGAGGCAUCGAGCAGCUUGUGCACGAGACAUUGCUGCUGAUCGACCUCGCUCUUUGCCGUUCGAGUGGAUAUUUGCCAACACCUGCAGCGAUCCACGAGCUAGUGUACGAAGUCGUUCACUCCGCUCCCACCUUCCGCAAACAACAGACGCUCUUGGACAAGCUCGCCCUCCCCAAGUCCAUAACACGAGCCAGGCUCGCCGCUGAGAGCCCCGCGACUGAAGCCCUCACCAACAUCCUAUCUGUGACGGACCAUUACGAAGGCAAAGUCACUAUGGCUGGCGCGGCGUCAGCGAGGAGUGCGUUGAGGGUCGUCGCGAAGGAGAUUGAGAAAGAUGGGUUAAUUUAUCGGACGGACUUGCACAAAGAGGAGCCUAUCAAACAGUCUGAGGAUGUUGUUGGGUUCAUUCGGUAUGCUUACAUGGAUGGGCUGGCGCUGAUGCCAUAAGGUGUGGUCUCGUGAUCACCAAUUACCGACGAUGUUUGUGCCAUUCUCUGGGCUUGCUAUUCCCGCGAUUCUGCCGCCUUAUUUUCGUCCAUGGGGUGUUCUCUCGGUCUUAACC
Laetiporus sulphureus 93-53 is the source of this 2169-nucleotide messenger RNA. RefSeq names its product DUF1741-domain-containing protein. Gene Ontology annotation, cellular component: cytosol. Bases 129 to 2054 code for a protein of 641 amino acids. The transcript is spliced from 14 exons. The record is from RefSeq and is a predicted model, not a curated record. Gene Ontology annotation, biological process: regulation of Golgi organization. NCBI's taxonomy places the organism in Eukaryota, Fungi, Basidiomycota, Agaricomycetes, Polyporales, Laetiporaceae.